AUGGGAACAGUCUACGGGUUGAAGAGGAAUGAGAUAUGGAAGAAGAGCGUCUUCCACUUCUCGCUUUGCUUCGCCGUGGGAUUCUUCGUCGGCAUCGUGCCACCAGGGAAACCUUCCUCCGACCAGGUAGCCGAUGGCAGGACCUUCGUCGCCGAUCGACGGGGAGCGCUGGAUGAAUUCCACACCGUGGAGAAGAACCUCCCUCCGGGGAGAGUGAAUGCAACCACUCUCGCGAAGCCAUUUCCAGUCUCCUCCGAAGAGAAGCCGGCUACAUCCGCCGCGAUCGCUGCAGUGGAGGAAGAAGCGAUCCCGGAGCUGACGCCUCGGAGGCUUCUGAUCGUCGUAACGACGACGAAAGCGAAGGAUCCUUUUCAGAACCUGUUCCUGAGGAGAUUGGCGAACACUCUGAGGCUGGUGCCGCCGCCGCUGCUCUGGAUCGUGGUAGAAUCCCAUUGUGAGGCGGCACGGACGGCGGGGACCUUGAGGACGACGGGAGUCAUGUACCGACAUCUAGUUUUCGGUGAGACAUUUUCCGAUCCGCAAGCGGAGAUCCACCACCAGAGGAACAUCGCCCUCAAUCACAUAGAGGACCACCGUCUCAGCGGGAUCGUCCACUUCUCCUGCCUCUCCGAUGCCUACGAUCUCCAGUUCUUCGACGAGAUCAGAGGAAUCGAGUAUGCUCUCCCCAUUCCCUCCAUCUCCAUAAUCACAAUUCGGAAAAAACCUCCAUAUUAUCUCGCGUUUCCCCGCCUCAUCCCAGAGUAUAGAAUUGUCGUUGCCCCCAAAUUACGUCAAUGGAGAGAAUAUGAUAUAUAUAUAUAUAUAUAUAGAGAGAGAGAGAGAGAGAGAGAGAGAGAGAGAGAGAGAUCCAGGGGUCAACUCCUCCCCCACGGGCGGUGAGGGCUCCAUCGAAGAAUUCUGAUCCAGCGUCGAGCUUAAUCGUCUGGUUUUAAAACCCACCCACUGUUCAGCCCAUAUCAUAACCAUCAGCGACAUCCAUAGGUUUCUCGCACAUAUCGAGCUCUCGUGUUUCCAUCAUCUGGUACCAGCCAUUUCUCAUGGAAACCAAGAACACUCGGAUUCUUCGGUCCAGUUUCAAAUGCGUCUAAACUUCUCCGGAGUACUCUCUCUUUCAGACAGAGUGAUCCAAACAUCCUCUUUCCGCAUUGCUUCCCCAUUAAUGAGCAUUCAAGGUUUAGGAUUUAGUAGCCGCAGGAUUUAAUGAGAUCCAGGAUACAGCUCUCUUUAAUAACGUUUCCCGAUGUCGUGAUCUCUAUCGCUCAUAAUUACUGUUUUUUUUUUUUCCUUUCCGAUUCUUCAGUCCGGCACUCGGAUGCUGAUCCAUAUUUUUCUAACCUGAUCUGGAUUUGCAGAGCGUUCGGGACGUGGCCGGCGGCGUCGGUGUCGGCGAGCGAGAAGCAGGUAGUGGUUGAAGGCCCCGUCUGCAGAUCCUCCCGGAUCGUCGGCUGGUAUCUCGCGGCCCCGUCCGGCGGCGGCAACCCGGCGGCGCCGCCGCCGCUGGACCUCUACAGCUUCGCCUUCAACAGCUCCAUCCUGUGGGACCCCGAUCGAUGGGUCCGCCCCACCAACCUCCCCGACAUUUCUCAGGUCCUCUUCAUCUCCCCUCCUCCUCCCCCUUCUCCGACCAUCAUCAUCAUCAUCAAGCAUCGACCUCGUCUUACCUUCUUCGAUCCUUCCGCCUCCCGGGGACAGGACUCCGUCCGGUUCCUCCAAGAAGUGGUAGCGGAGGACGACACCAAGCUGAGAGCUUUCCCCUCCCCCGAUUGCUCCCGGAUCCUGACGUGGCGCCUCCGCUCGCCGGCGAGGAUCGCCAUUCCCGGCCGCCACCCAGACCCAGGAAGGCGACUUUGA
This is a messenger RNA of Spirodela intermedia, 1872 nucleotides long. Lineage: Eukaryota; Viridiplantae; Streptophyta; Magnoliopsida; Alismatales; Araceae. The record is from the annotation of a GenBank genome assembly.